Molecule: messenger RNA, 1555 nt
Organism: Anopheles aquasalis
Lineage: Eukaryota; Metazoa; Arthropoda; Insecta; Diptera; Culicidae
Gene: Rrp45
Product: exosome complex component Rrp45
Biological process (GO): exonucleolytic trimming to generate mature 3'-end of 5.8S rRNA from tricistronic rRNA transcript (SSU-rRNA, 5.8S rRNA, LSU-rRNA); TRAMP-dependent tRNA surveillance pathway; rRNA catabolic process
Cellular component (GO): cytoplasmic exosome (RNase complex); nuclear exosome (RNase complex)
Molecular function (GO): mRNA 3'-UTR AU-rich region binding
Source: RefSeq, a predicted model, not a curated record
GCCAGCGACCGACCAAUCGACCGACUCGGCAGAUCAUCGCAUCGCACGCAAUGGCCACCGUCCCCAUAGUUUUUAACAAAGAAAAGCAGCAAGAGAUCGCGAUUGUUUUCUUCACGCGACUGUUUUUGACAGCAGCUGGUCGCGCGCCGAACUACAACCCUGGUCUGUUAAAAACACGCACACAAAAAGCAAAAAAACACGCGAUUUGCCGGCACGAUGAAGGAAACUGUUUUAACGAAUAAUGAAAAGAGUUUUGUCCAAAAAGCUAUUUUGGAAUCGAUCCGUGUCGACGGUCGAAAACUCGAUGAGUUCCGAAAACUGCGGAUCAGCUUCGGCAGCGAGUGGGGUAUGGUGCAUGUGCUGCUCGGACAGACCCGUGCGUUGGCGCGCGUUACCUGCGAAGUGGUCCAACCGAAAGCCACGCGCCCCAACGAAGGAAUGCUGUUCGUGAACGUGGAGUUGGGACCGAUGGCUGCGCCGCACUUUGACGGAGGGCGCCAAUCCGACGAGAGUGUCCAUUUGAAUCGGAUUCUUGAGCGUGCUCUCAAGGAUUCGGGAUGCGUCGAUCUGGAAUCACUUUGUCUGGUGGCGGAAGAGAAGGUGUGGAACUUGCGCAUCGAUGUGACCGUCCUGAACCACGAGGGUAACGUUAUCGACUGCUGUUCGAUCGCGGCGCUUACUGCGCUGGCACACUUCAAGCGGCCGGAUAUCACAGUCGACGGAGAGAAUGUGAUCGUGCACACGCUGGAAGAGAAGGAACCGAUUAAGGUGACGCUGUUCCACUAUCCGAUCUGUGUGAGCUACGCCAUCUUCAACAAGGGUACGGUCGCUGUGGCGGAUCCCUCAUAUCUGGAGGAACGGGUGGCCGAGGCCAUGAUGGUGUUCGGUAUCAAUUCGUACGGUGAGCUAUGCGGACUGCAUCUGGGAGGAAUAACGCUCACGAGUGCGGAUCUACUGCUACGAACCUCAGUGAAGGCCAGCAAACGAGCCCGGAUGCUGGUGGAAAAGAUCAAAGCGGCCAUCGCGAAAGAUGCAGCCGAUCGUGAAAAGGGCUUACCGGUCGGGUUUACCGAGAGCAUCGAAAGGAACGAAGUAACAGUGCACGCACAGGACCGGUUGCAGGUGCGCCUGAAGCAUUUCAAAUUGCGUGGAGCAGCAAAUGACGAUUCAGCGGAUGAGAAUGAUGAAGAGCCGGAGGAGCAAGAGGACGAAAGUGUAGAGAAAAUGGACGCUGCCGGGGCGAGCGAAAACAUCCUGCGACUUGAUACGAACCCAGAGGAGGAAUCGAUGGAAGAGGACAUUGUUGAAUGCGGAGACAGUGGCGCGGUUUUGGUUCCGAAAUCAACCACCAAUCAGUGGCUUACGGAAGAAGAGUUGAUGGCAGUGGAGAGGAAGGGCAAGAUGAAACGGCCCAAAACUCCGGAGAAGACGGCAAAGAAGAAAAAAGUCCAGACAAAGUCGGACACCAUUGAAGUCGACGGUAGCAGUGAUGAAGAAACGGUGACCCUUACAGCCUCCGAUUUGUGAAAAAUAAAUCAAAAUGUGUUUAUCCUGA